CGCCCCAGAGCGGAUCCCGCGCGCCCAUCGCCAUGGAGAUGCCGCCGCCCCCCCCGCUGCCGCCGCCGCCCGAGGACCAAGAGCUGCGCAAUGUCAUUGACAAGCUAGCUCAGUUUGUGGCACGCAACGGCCCUGAGUUUGAGAAGAUGACGAUGGAGAAGCAGAAGGAGAACCCCAAGUUUUCGUUCCUCUUUGGGGGUGACUUCUAUGGCUAUUACAAAUACAAACUGGCCCUGGAGCAGCAGCAGUUGCUGUGCAAGCAGAGCCAGGAGAUGGAGGCUGCCCCGCCGAUCCAGCCGCUGGCCCAGCCGUCCGUGGCCCCUGUGGCAGCCUCCCUCCCUGCCUCGCAAGGGACCCCCUCUAUGGAGGAGCUCAUCCAGCAGAGCCAGUGGAACCUGCAGCAGCAGGAGCAGCACCUUCUGGCUGUGAGACAGGAGCAAAUCACCUCUGCCAUCGCUCUGGCUCUCGAGCAGCAGAUGCAGAAAGUCUUGGAGGAGACCCAGCUGGACAUGAAUGAAUUCGACAACCUCCUGCAGCCGAUUAUCGACACGUGCACAAAAGAUGCCAUCUCGGCUGGCAAGAACUGGAUGUUCAGCAACGCCAAGUCUCCCCAGCACUGCGAGCUGAUGGCAGGGCAUCUGCGCAACCGCAUCACCGCCGACGGGGCGCAUUUUGAGCUGCGGCUGCACUUGAUCUACCUGAUCAACGAUGUGCUGCAUCACUGCCAGCGGAAGCAGCAGCGGGACCUGCUGGCGGCUCUGCAGAAGGUGGUGGUGCCCAUUUACUGCACCAGUUUCCUGGCUGUGGAGGAAGACAAGCAGCAGAAGAUUGCCCGGCUCCUUCAGCUCUGGGAGAAGAACGGCUAUUUUGAUGAAUCCAUCAUCCAGCAGCUGCAAAGCCCCGCACUGGGACUGGGCCAGUACCAGGCCACUCUCAUCACAGAGUACACCAGCGUGGUGCAGCCCGUCCAGAUGGCCUUCCAGCAGCAGAUUCAGAACCUGAAGACCCAGCAUGAGGAGUUCGUCAGCAGCCUGGCCCAGCAGCAGCAGCAGCCGCCUCCACCACCCCUGCAGAUCCCCCCUCUGGAGAGUGAGGGGAAAACGGUCCCUGCGGUCCCAGCUGCAGCUCCAGCCCCUGCUGCCGCCGCCGCCCCCCCUCCCCCUCCGCCGCCGCCUCCUCCUUCGGCAGCUGCCAUCGCCCAAGCAGAGGAGGGGAAGGCUCCGCUUCCGCUUGCAGGCUCCGCCGACUACGAAGCAGCAGGGGCUGGGGGCCCCGAUCCUGCUGCCGCUCCUGGGCCUCGUGGGCCUGGUGGACCCCAUGAGCACAUCCCCCCCAACAAGCCGCCCUGGUUUGAGCAGCCCCACCCCGUGGCCCCUUGGGGGCAACAGCAGCCCCCGGAGCAGCCGCCGUUCCCUCCCCACCAGGGCCCUCCCCACUGCCCCCCCUGGAACAGCAACCACGAGGGGAUGUGGAACGAGCAGAGGGAGCCCGGGUGGAACAGCCAGCGCGAAGCCCCCUGGAACAGCCAGCCCGACCCCUCCUGGAACAACCAGUUUGAGGCCCCCUGGAACAACCAGCACGAGCAGCCCCCCUGGGGCGGGGGCCAGAGGGAGCCCCCCUUCCGCAUGCAGCGCCCCCCUCACUUCCGGGGGCCUUUCCCCCCCCAUCAGCAGCACCCCCAGUUCAACCAGCCGCCGCACCCCCACAACUUCAACCGCUUCCCCCCUCGCUUCAUGCAAGACGACUUCCCGCCUCGACACCCCUUUGAGAGGCCCCCGUAUCCCCACCGCUUUGACUACCCGCAAGGGGACUUCCCGCAGGAGAUCGGCCCUCCGCAUCACCACCCUGGGCAUCGUAUGCCGCACCCCGGCAUCAGCGAGCACCCUCCCUGGGGUGGCCCCCAGCACCCUGACUUUGGGCCACCUCCGCACGGAUUUAACGGGCAGCCUCCACACAUGCGCAGGCAGGGCCCCCCUCACGUCAACCACGACGACCCCAGCCUGGUGCCAAACGUCCCCUACUUUGACCUGCCGGCUGGCCUCAUGGCUCCCCUUGUGAAGCUGGAGGACCACGAGUACAAGCCUUUGGACCCGAAGGACAUCCGCCUGCCCCCACCCAUGCCCCCCAACGAGAGGCUGCUGGCUGCUGUGGAAGCCUUUUACAGCCCCCCCUCCCACGACAGGCCCAGGAACAGCGAGGGCUGGGAGCAGAACGGCCUCUAUGAGUUCUUCAGAGCCAAGAUGCGGGCCCGGCGGCGGAAGGGCCAAGAGAAGAGGAACAGUGGGCACUCCCGCUCCCGCAGCAGAUCCAAGAGCAGGGGCCGCUCCUCUUCCCGCUCCAAUUCGAGGUCCUCCAAGUCAUCCGGCUCUUACUCGAGGUCCCGCUCCAGAUCAUGCUCGCGCUCUCGCUCCUACUCCCGCUCGCAGUCCAGGAGCCGGAGCCGGUCGCGCUCUUCUCGAAGCCGCUCACGGUCCAGGUCCCGCUCCAAAUCCUACUCCCCUGGGAGGCGGCACCGGUCCCGAUCUCGCAGCCAAACGCCUCCUUCCUCGGCCGGGCUGGGCUCCAGCUCUGGGGGUCACGUCUCGGAAUCCAGGCUGGGGGAGGAAAACAAAGGACACCAGAUGCUCGUGAAGAUGGGGUGGAGUGGCUCUGGGGGCUUGGGGGCCAAGGAGCAGGGAAUCCAGGAUCCCAUCAAAGGGGGAGACAUCCGAGACAAGUGGGAUCAGUACAAGGGGGUGGGCGUGGCCUUGGACGACCCCUACGAAAACUACCGGAGGAACAAGAGCUACUCCUUCAUCGCUCGCAUGAAGGCCAGAGACGAAAGUAAACGUGAGCAGCUGUGA
Molecule: messenger RNA, 2843 nt
Organism: Heteronotia binoei (common prickly gecko)
Lineage: Eukaryota; Metazoa; Chordata; Lepidosauria; Squamata; Gekkonidae
Gene: CHERP
Product: calcium homeostasis endoplasmic reticulum protein
Exons: 18
Coding region: 33-2843 (936 amino acids)
Biological process (GO): RNA processing; intracellular calcium ion homeostasis
Cellular component (GO): perinuclear region of cytoplasm
Molecular function (GO): RNA binding
Source: RefSeq, a predicted model, not a curated record